Messenger RNA from Nannospalax galili (Upper Galilee mountains blind mole rat), 4814 nucleotides. RefSeq names its product fibrosin (gene Fbrs). The transcript is spliced from 18 exons. The record is from RefSeq and is a predicted model, not a curated record. The coding region runs from base 1463 to 4381 and encodes 972 amino acids. Lineage: Eukaryota; Metazoa; Chordata; Mammalia; Rodentia; Spalacidae.
CGCGACUGGCUCCCCGGCCGGGCGGCUCCGACCUCCGCCGCGCCUUGACAGCCGCACGCCCUGAUAGCCGCACUCCAACUCCAGCACCAUCCAACGCCCCGCCCCGUCGCCGUCAGCGGGCGGCCAAUAAACGGAGAGCAGGAAGAGGCGGGGCCACCGGGGCCGCCCCAAACACCUACUUCUAACCAGUGGAGUCACAAGACUUGAGCAGGGCGGAGCUAGCCCGACCACCCAAUCCGCGGUUCGAGGCCGCCACGCAGCGCCCACUCCCGGAGUCAGGCUCCGCCCUUCGCGUUGACGUACACUGGCCAACCUAUAAACGACUGAGCCCUGGGGUUGAGGGGGCGGGGAGAGGAGGCGGAGAGAGGAAGGAGGCGUUGGCUGAGGAGGAAGAGGGAGGAGGGGCAGGGAAGUUCUGGCGGAGAAGAGGCCGAAGACUCCAAAGAAGACAACCGGAGGGUACGGUGCAGCUCCUCACUGCCCAGCCGCCGUUCGGGAUUCUUCGAGGCGCGAGUCCGUCCGAGACCGAGGACAGGAGGAAGAGUCUUUUAUGUCGGAGGACAGAGAAGCUCAACCCGUCACCGUUGCCUCACAUCCGGGGCUUUGGAGGGCUGGCCCCCGCGGCCCCGCCCCCCCCCUCGCGCUUUUCAUGGCUACUGGAGGCGGAGGCUGGCGAAACUGGGCCCGGCGGUGGCCCCUUUAAAUUUAUUUAAAGGGGUGGUCCCCCAACUCUGCCGACUCUAACGCCAGCCUUAAAGGGGAAGCCGUGAGCCGAAGCUGACAAAUUGAGAACUGUGCUGUUGGGAGAACUGGUGCAAGUGGAGUUUCUCACCACUCACCACACCCCCACACCCCCGUCCCACGCAAGAAGUUCUUUAAAUUCAUCUUAAAGGGGAAGUGGCCGCUUGUGGAGGACUAGAAACUUAAGUGCGAGCUCUUAAGGGGACGGGCUGCUGUUUGAAGGCCCCUGGACUCUUUAAAGGGGUGGCCUCUUUCAGCCGGCGGACUUGAGACACUUUUAAAGGGGAGGUCUGCGUUUCAGGUCGAGCUUUCGGCCCCUUUUAAAGGGGUGGCCCUUCCUCUUCCUCGGGGAGACUUGCCUCGACCCCUGGCAGGGGGCCACCACCGCACUAGGCCAGCCGGACACAGUUGGGUCGUCUUAAAGGGGCCUGGAGCUGGACAAUUUGAGGCCUCGCCUUAAAGGGACGGUCGCCCCGUUUUCAUCGUCGCGGCCCCGCCGGCCCUAUAGGGGGGGCCUUCGGGCUUGUCGCCCCGGGGGCGGCGCCGGCUCUCUGGGCCUUGGCCUUGGGGCAAGCUUGGGGCCAGCGGAUCCUGCUUUAAAGAGGAAGCCGUGGCCCUCUCGUCCCUGGGCCACCGCCUGCGCCGCGCCUGCGAUCCCGGGCCUGCAGACAGGCCGCUUUGGACCCCGCCGCCUCCGGAUGCGGCGCUGAGGGCCGUCACCAUGGAGACGGCCGCGGCCCCGGGCCCGGGCUGGGCAGCUGAAGGGGAGCGGCGGCGAAGACGCUGCCCCCGCCGAGACCGAGACCGGGAGCAGCGGCGCCGCCGAGGUCCAGGCGGCGACGCGCCCCGGGCCCUGUUGGCCGCCCAGCGCGGCUCUUCGUCCUCUUCGUCGCCGCCGCCGUCCGCUCGACCCUGGUCGUCAGCUUCCUCUGGAGAGCGGCCUGGGGGCCUGAGACGGCGGCGGCCUCGUCCCAGGCCUCGGCCACCGAGGCCGCGAGCUCGGAAGCGGCCUGCCGGUUCGGGCAGCCGCGGGGAGGAAGAGGAGGAGGAGGAAGAAGGGGGUGCAGACGACGGGGAAGCCGAGGAGGAGCCUGAGGAGGAGGAAGAAGAGGAGGAGGACUUGAUCGAUGGCUUUGCCAUCGCUAGCUUCGCCAGCCUUGAGGCCUUGCAGAAGGAUGCAUCUCUUCAGCCCCCAGAGCGACUGGAACAUCGGCUGAAGCAUUCUGGGAAACGGAAGAGGGGGGGCUCCAGUGGGGCCACUGGGGAGCUAGGGGACAGCUCAGAUCGUGAGCCUGGCCGGCCCCCUGGGGAUCGGCCCCGAAAAUGGCCCAAUAAGCGGAGAAGGAAAGAGGCCUUCUCCCGUCACUCUCUGGAAGCUGGAUAUAUAUGUGACGCAGAAAGUGAUCUGGAUGAGAGGGUCUCUGAUGAUGACCUCGACCCGUCCUUCACUGUCUCAACCAGCAAAGCCUCGGGUCCCCAUGGCGCCUUCAAUGGGAACUGUGAAGCAAAACUGUCUGUGGUCCCUAAAGUGUCAGGACUGGAGCGGAGCCAAGAGCAGCCCCCAGGGCCCGACCCGCUGCUAGUGCCUUUCCCCCCAAAGGAACCACCACCUCCUCCAGCCCCUCGGCCUCCUGUCUCACCCCCUGCACCCUUACCGGCCGCCCCCAGUCUGCCACCCCCACCCCAACCGCAGCUUCGGGUCUCACCCUUCAGCCUCCGCACUUCUCCCUAUGGCAGCAGCCUGGACCUCAGCACUGGCAGCUCUUCACGGCCGCCCCCCAAGGCCCCGGCCCCUCCCGUGGCUCAGCCUCCCCCCUCAUCAUCCUCUUCGUCCUCCUCAUCAUCAUCUGCCUCCUCCUCGUCCUCGCAGCUCACCCACCGGCCCCCGACGCCCUCACUGCCCCUGCCUCUGUCCACCCACAGCUUUCCUCCCCAUGGGCUGCGGCCUCCCCCACCCCACCACCACCCCUCCUUGGUCUCCCCUGGCCCCACCCUGCCCCCACCCCCACCUCUGCUGCAGGUGCCAGGGCACCCUGGGGCCUCAGCCGCUAACGCCCUUUCUGAGCAGGACCUGAUCGGCCAGGACCUGAACUCUCGCUACCUGAAUGCCCAGGGUGGCCCUGAGGUGAUGGGGGCAGGGGGCUCGGCCCGGCCCCUGGCUUUCCAGUUCCAUCAGCACAACCACCAGCACCAACACACCCACCAGCACACCCACCAGCACUUCACCCCCUACCCCCCAGGCCUGCUGCCUCCCCACGGCCACAUGUUUGAGAAAUACCCAGGAAAGAUGGAAGGCCUUUUCCGGCAUAAUCCGUACAUGGCCUUCCCUCCCGCAGUACCAGGGCUCCCUCCAGGCCUCCCACCGGCUGUCUCCUUUGGCUCCCUGCAGGGGGCCUUCCAGCCCAAGAACACGAACCCUGAGCUGCCACCACGACUGGGGCCAGUGCUGAGCGGGCUCCCCCAAAAGGGAACACAGAUCCCUGAUCAUUUCCGGCCACCUUUGAGGAAACCAGGAAAGUGGUGUGCCAUGCACGUUCGUGUGGCUUACAUGAUCCUGAGACACCAGGAAAAGAUGAAGGGUGACUCCCACAAGCUUGAUUUUCGCAACGACCUCCUGCCCUGCCUUCCAGGGCCCUAUGGGGCCCUGCCCCCUGGGCAGGAGCUCUCCCACCCGGCCUCCCUCUUCACUGCGACUGGUGCCGUCCAUGCUGCAGCCAACCCUUUCACGACAGCUCCCGGGGCCCAUGGACCCUUCCUGAGCCCCAGCACUCACAUUGAUCCCUUUGGGCGUCCCACAAGCUUUGCCUCCUUAGCUGCCCUCUCCAAUGGGGCUUUUGGAGGCCUGGGCAGCCCCACAUUCAACUCCGGUGCAGUCUUUGCCCAGAAAGAAAGCCCAGGGGCCCCACCAGCCUUUGCCUCCCCACCAGACCCAUGGGGCCGCCUGCACCGCAGUCCUCUGGCCUUUCCUGCUUGGGUCCGGCCCCCUGAAGCUGCCCGGACACCAGGCUCAGAUAAGGAGCGACCUGUGGAGCGGAGGGAACCCUCUGUCACCAAGGAGGAGAAGGAUAGGGACCUUCCCUUCUCACGGCCCCAGCUACGAGUUUCUCCUGCUACCCCCAAGGCCCGGGCUGGUGAGGAAGGGGCCCGGCCAGCCAAAGAGUCUGUGCGUGUAAAGGAAGAGCGGAAGGAAGAGGCUGCUGCUGCCGCCGCUGCUGCCGCCGCUGCCGCCGCUGCUGCUGCCACCACUGGGCCUCAGGGCCUUCACUUGCUUUUGGAGAGGCCCCGGCCACCUCCCUUUCUUGGCCCUAGUCUGCCAGAGCGCUGUGCCGGCUUCCCAGAGCCAACCUGGUUGGCUGGGCCACCACGCCUGGCCAGGCCACCACGCUUCUAUGAGGCAGGUGAGGAGUUGACUGGACCAGGGGCCAUGGCUGCUGCCCGCCUCUACAGUCUAGACCCUGCUCAUCCUUUGCUAUAUGGCCGUUUGGCUCCUCCACCACCACCUGCUGUGGCUCCAGGAACCCCUCACCUUCUCAGCAAGACCCCACCAGGAGCCCUUUUGGGGGCACCACCUCCACUUGUGCCCGCUCCCCGUCCCAGUUCCCCACCUAGGGCCCCUGGCCCAGCCCGGGCUGACAGGUGAGGAGAGGUGAGGGGCAGGGGCAAAGCUCCACUCCCCCUCCCCCCCAUUCCUUGUGACAAAAUCCUAGGGCUGAAGUUUUUAAGCCAGGGUUGGAAGGCAAAGGUCAUGGACCUAGGAACAGAAUCCCCAACCCCCACAAGGUCAAGUAUCUAUCACAUGGACUGUGGGGUCACUGAGAAGACAGAGGUCACAAGCCUCUAGAGAGAAGUUGUGUUUUUGUACACGCGUGUGUGCGUGUAUAUGAGGGAGAUAUUUCAGAGGUUAUGUUUUGUGACCUCUUGAGGUGCAUCAUUGCCCCCUCUAAGGGCCUCUAGGCCCUUGGCCUGCCUCCCCAAGGGCUCACUAAGCCAGAGGCCAAAGUGCCCCCCUCCCUUUCACCUACUACCCAAGUUCUCAUGCCCUCCUAGGGCUGAGGAAGGAGGAGCUGAAGGAA